Messenger RNA from Aspergillus ibericus CBS 121593, 920 nucleotides. RefSeq lists its product as uncharacterized. Bases 34 to 792 code for a protein of 252 amino acids. The record is from RefSeq and is a predicted model, not a curated record. The transcript is spliced from 2 exons. Gene Ontology annotation, molecular function: protein dimerization activity. NCBI's taxonomy places the organism in Eukaryota, Fungi, Ascomycota, Eurotiomycetes, Eurotiales, Aspergillaceae.
GACAGUGCCAUUGAUCUGUUCUCCCUGAACACCAUGAUUCCCGAGACCUUUCCCUUGGAGAUGUCCAACGAGAUGAUGAACUUGGACCCCAAGGAUUUUCCCACCGAUUUCUUCGCCCCACCCCCAGAUAUCAGUGGGUUCACGAUUUCCAACCACUCGGGUGAAGAUGCUGCCUCUUGCGGUUCUCUCUCGUCGGACCUGGAAAGUGACGAUCAAUCCUGGUCCCCCACCCGCAUCUCCCCCCUCGAGACUAUCCACAUGGACCUGCCCAAGCCGGCUUCCCGAUCCGCCAAGCCUUCCACUCGUCGCAAGACUGUCCAACCGAAGCGCGAGCCUGCCACCCGGUGGUCGUCGAGCCCGGAAAUCACACCGCAAGACUUCCCCGCUGCCAGCGUUUCUCCCCCGCCCGCCCCCGCCUCUCCUGUCAACAACCGCAAAACCACCCGCAGUCUCUCCGGGGACUCGAACGCUAGCACCGGCUCGGCCCAGAACGCUACCGGCCGCAAUGCCGCGAAGCGGGCGGCACACAACAUCAUUGAGAAGCGGUACCGCACGAACAUGAAUGCCAAGUUCGUGGCGCUGGAGAAGGCCAUGUGCGGGGGAGUCCAGAAGCCGACCAAGGGCGGAUCGGCGUCACUGAAGAAGUCGGAGAUCCUGACGAAUGCCAUCACAUUCAUGCAGGAACUGCAAGAUGAGAACAAGGCUCUACAGAAGGAGCUUGCCAUUCUAAAACAGACCAUGGUGUCGAAUGGGAUGUGGCGACACAGCAAGGGGGAUGGGUUCCACGCAUGAGCGUGAGAACCAUCCUUCCUGUCAUGACCGUCACGUUUAUUGUAUAAUAUUAUGAGCUUUCCUUUGUCUUAUACUGUGUCUACAAUGGGUCUGGCCCUCUCCUGUCGUGGGCGGCGAAUGGUUGUUUG